Messenger RNA from Tachysurus fulvidraco (yellow catfish), 2542 nucleotides. RefSeq names its product retinol dehydrogenase 10a (gene rdh10a). Lineage: Eukaryota; Metazoa; Chordata; Actinopteri; Siluriformes; Bagridae. Gene Ontology annotation, cellular component: lipid droplet. The record is from RefSeq and is a predicted model, not a curated record. The coding region runs from base 133 to 1152 and encodes 339 amino acids. The transcript is spliced from 6 exons. Gene Ontology annotation, molecular function: oxidoreductase activity, acting on the CH-OH group of donors, NAD or NADP as acceptor.
GUGUGUUCAGUGUGUUCAGUGUAGUGUGUUCAGUGUGUUCAGUAUAGUGUGUUCAGUGUGCUCAGUGUAGUGUGUUCAGUGUGUUCAGUGUAGUGUGUUCAGUGUAGUGUGUUCGGUGUGCUCAGUGUAGUGAUGAUGCUCGGCUUGGUGCUGGAGUUCAUGCUUGUGCUGAUGAAGGUGAUGUGGGCGAUCGCACUGGCGGCUUUCCGCUGGGUCGCGCGGCCCCGUGAGAAGAGCGUGAGCGGGCAGGUGUGUGUGAUCACGGGCGCGGGCGGGCAGCUGGGACGUCUGUUCGCGCUGGAGUUCGCGCGCCGCCGCGCUGUGCUCGUGUUGUGGGACAUCAACAGCCAGAGCAAUGAAGAGACCGCAGAGCUCGUGAGACAGAUAUACCGGGAACAGGAAACGCACGCGGACAGAGAAGCAGGCGGUGUGGAGGAGGUGCAGCCAUUCAAGCCACAGGUGUACACAUAUGUGUGUGACGUGGGGAAGCGGGAGAGCGUGUACUCCACAGCGGAGCGAGUGAGACGCGAGGUGGGCGACGUGGACCUGCUGAUCAACAAUGCGGGUGUGGUUUCUGGACAGCACCUACUGGAGUGUCCAGACGAGCUCAUCGAGAGGACCAUGGUGGUCAACUGCCACGCGCACUUCUGGACCACCAAGGCUUUUCUUCCCAGGAUGUUGGAGAUGAAUCACGGCCACAUCGUGACCGUCGCCAGCUCACUGGGCCUCUUCAGCACGGCAGGGGUCGAGGAUUACUGCGCCAGCAAGUUCGGAGCCAUCGGCUUCCACGAGUCCCUCAGCCACGAGAUCAAGGCUUCGGAGAAAGAUGGAAUCAAGAUGACACUGGUGUGUCCAUACCUGGUGGACACAGGCAUGUUCAGAGGCUGCAGGAUACGUAAGGAGAUCGAGCCUUUCCUGCCCCCACUGAAGCCGGAGUUCUGUGUGAAGCAGGCAAUGAAAGCCAUCCUGACCGACCAGCCCAUGAUCUGUACACCACGCAUCGUCUACACUGUGAACUUCAUGAAGAGCAUCUUGCCUUUCGAAGCCAUUGUGUGCAUGUACCGGUUCCUGGGUGCCGACAAGUGCAUGUAUCCGUUCCUGGCUCAGAGGAAAGAGGCCAUGAACAACAACGAGGCAAAGAACGGGAUCUAAACAACUGGCUUCACGAAACGACGAGGAUACGACCACUGAUAGAGAGAGAAAGCAACCGAGAGACUGGGAGAGAGUUUAGACUGGUGCACUUGCAUUAAGCAGAUGCAAACGUUUACCAUAUUGUUCCUCUGGAACUAAGAGCGCUGUGGACUACGCUGAGGAUUUCCUCUUUGUGUUUGUUUGUUUAGUUCGUUUGAAAGCAAAGCGAGUUUCUAUAUACCGCGUCAUUAGGCCUGAAAUCAUAUGUGAGGUAUUCAGUAAUUAUUUACAUCAUGUAGUCACCAGCAUUAUUUAGCGUCUUUGCGAAAUAUACAGUAUGUUACUGUACGGGCAGUAAGAAACCCCCCUAUGUCACUUUGUGUUUGUAGACAUGCACUGUAAUUACGUCAUUUCUCUACACUGCCAUUAUUGUUGUGAUUAGCCAAAACCGCUGCCCCACCUCAAUUCCCGGAGCAACGCUUCAUCUCUCGGACACACGGAUUAAAUUCAGACACACACAGCCGAUGCCUGCGAUGCGGUCUGAGCGUAUCGGUCCUUUAGCGUCCAUCACAAUAGCAAAGACUCGUUUGUCACUUUCUGGCUGCUGAUGCAAAUAUUCCUGUAAAUAUGUGUUAUUUUAUUUUUCUCUUGACAAAAUAUUCAAACAACCGCAGACUUAUCUUCCAAAUUCCUCCUUUAGUAACAUGGCAACGUAGAGGUCGUUAAAAUAUUAAACAUAUAAAUCAUUGAAAUGUUUCAAAAGCUGGGUGCUAAUGUUAUUAUAGCAAGAAUGAAUGCUAACUGUGAGGGCAUUAAUGUUAUCACCAGCAACGCUAAUCAGUAAUCAAUAACGUUAACACCACUGAUGUCAUUUAUGUUAUGAUCAUUGCUGGAAUUUCAUUCUGAAGAGACUUAAUGUGUCUUGAAAUUAACUGUAGGUCAAAUGUCAUUUAUUCAGCAAGCUUCAUCAAAAAAAACUGAUCUUUUUUUAGGCAGGUUGAGGUGUGUCUACAUUUUAUUUAAAAAAAAAUCAGUAUAUAUUUUUAUUUUUAAUCACUGAAAAUGCAAAAGAAGCAGAACAUGGACUGAAUUGUGUGUCUACCACGUCUCUGUCCUAUAUUUCAACUUCUAUCAGAUAUCAGAUGUGGCUCAUAAUUUGACGAUCGGGCUUCGGAUACUCUGUAUGUCUACGAAAAAGAUUCACUGAUGGAUUUGAUGUACAUUCCAGUAGGUGCCGUUUGUUCACAGUGACGAGCCUGAAGUCGCUACCUCUUCAUGUCUGCCGUUUGUUGACAGUAUGCCGUUUAUUUUGAUGCCUCUUUUUGUAACUUUCAGAAGGAGUCGCAUGCCAUGCGGAUCCCAUGUUUAAUUUCUCUGCCUAACUUAAAUUAAUAAACUGAUUUAGAUUGUG